UCUACCUGAUUCAGCCACUCUUCAAACAGAGCUUCCCACGAUCACCAUUAUCAAGCCCUAACCAAUUUUUUCUUCCCAUGAUCACCUUCUCCAAGCCCUCACCCACGUUUUCCUCAACCUACAUUGUCUUCCUCCUCUAUUUUUUCUCUAUAUAAAUGGCAACCACUAGAAGUGGUUCGAAAUCACCAUCUCCGGCGAAGAAAGUUUCUAAAAAAUCGAAGAAGGCUCCAGCUGUUACUUCCAAAGUCGAACCUAAAAUGGGGUUAAAAAAAAUUGCUAAAAAUUUAGUGGCUGAUGUUCCAGAGACAUCGGCCUCUAAGAAAAGAGCCCUUCCUGUUAAAGUAGAUGCUCCUAAGACUAAGAGAGCAAAAAUUUCCAAGUCUGCACGCGAUGUUUCCUCAGAUUCCGAUUUUGAGGAUGAAGUGCAUGGUGAGGACCAAAAGCCCAAAGUUGAAUCAAAGGUAAUUUAAAUUUGCUUGGUUUCAUUUUAUUGUGUUAAUUUUUACAUGAGCUUUUUAGGUCACUGGUUUAGGUGUUUAUUAGGAUGUUUUUAUGUUUUUUUUGGUGUUCUUUAUGUAUUUCUGUCAUGUAUUGUGGUUGAUGUUGUUUUGUUGUUUUUAUUCAGUUGUUGUUUGGUUGUUGAAAAAAAACCCAGUUCAAUUCGUAUUUUGUCACAGUUUUGAAUUGCUUUUCCCCAUUGGUUGGUUAUAUGUUUUUUGUGAAUUUGUUUUCGGUUGUUUUACACACUAUUGGUAUUGAGAAGCAUUUUACUAAUUUCAAUUGCAACCAGAUCUUUCAGUUUAUUCUUUAGUUUUGUAUAUGUUUAUUGUCAGUUUUUUCUCGGUUGUUUGUCACACUACUAUUAUCGACUACCAUUUUCGAAAUUUCAUAACAACGAGUUUGUACAGUGUUGUUUUUAUUUUAGUUGUUUAUAUUUUUUUGAAAGUUGUUUAUCUCUUACAUUUAUCAUACUGUAAGGGUUUAGGAAAACGUUGUUUUUAGGUUUUUUAUUGGCUGUAAUUUGGUUACUACAUUUUCAUAUAUUCUUUGUUAUUGUAUCUAAGAUUUGUUGCUUUUGUUUUUCUUUUUUGUUGCAGGUCCAUGCUAGGACCUCAGUGAAGGUUGAAGGAUUUGACCUACCAAAGAAAAAUCCCGCUAAGGUGUCUUUUUUUUAAAAAAAAAUAUUAUUUUUAUUAUUUGUUUUCUAUUUUUUUUUUAGUUUUUUUUGUUUUUGUCCUGAUUUAUUUUGUUUAUAUUGCUACAGGAAUGGGAUUAUAUAUAUGACCAGAAGAAUCUGUUCAUUGCUAAAGCCUUUUCCACUGCUACUUUCCAGGUGAUAGAGAACAUUAAAUCUUGUCUUUCAGAUGUACAGCUUGAAAUCUUUUCAAAAACCUGUUUUGGUCAUUUCCUUGACCUUCCCGAUUUUAAAGUUCAACCCCAAGUGUUUCAUGGGUUGUUGCUCCGAGAGGUUCAGCAACCUAAUGAUGCUGAGUUGUGGGUUAUGAUACGCGGUGUUAGGCUUAGGUUUAGCAUUGAGGAAUUUGCA
Molecule: messenger RNA, 1546 nt
Organism: Cannabis sativa
Lineage: Eukaryota; Viridiplantae; Streptophyta; Magnoliopsida; Rosales; Cannabaceae
Exons: 2
Coding region: 156-470 (104 amino acids)
Source: RefSeq, a predicted model, not a curated record